Molecule: messenger RNA, 1980 nt
Organism: Gossypium raimondii (Peruvian cotton)
Lineage: Eukaryota; Viridiplantae; Streptophyta; Magnoliopsida; Malvales; Malvaceae
Product: DEAD-box ATP-dependent RNA helicase 38
Exons: 8
Coding region: 141-1646 (501 amino acids)
Biological process (GO): poly(A)+ mRNA export from nucleus
Cellular component (GO): cytoplasmic stress granule; nucleus
Molecular function (GO): RNA helicase activity; RNA binding; ATP binding
Source: RefSeq, a predicted model, not a curated record
ACAAGGCUUCUUUAUAAUUUUCCUCCACCUAUAUAUAUAAUCAUUUUUGUUUCUGAUUUUAGUUUUUCCUAAUCGCCUAAUAAGAAAAAGAAACCGAUUUACUACCCUUUUGCGUUUGUUCCAUUGAUUUCUAGAGCUUCAUGGCUGAAACCGCCUCUAACUCCGCCCCUUCCACCACUACCACCGCCGAGGCGCCAGCGCCUCAAGAAACCAAAAAGACCACCGAGGCACCAGUAAGAUGGGCCGAUUUGGAAGACGAAGCUUCGGAAGAACCGAGUGCUUUAUCGGAAGACAAAGGUGCGCCGGAACUCGGAGUUGAAAACCUAAAAAUCGAUGAGAGCAAAAAGAUCAACAAGUUCCUCGACGAACCCGAGGACUCCAACAUCAAAGCCGUCACAGCUGGGGAGACACCAUACACUUCAGCAUUUACGUUUGAGGAAUUGAAUCUGUCCCCUGAAUUGUUAAAAGGGCUAUAUGUUGAGAUGAAAUUUGAAAAGCCUAGCAAAAUCCAAGCUAUUAGUUUACCGAUGAUUUUGACGCCUCCUCACUUGGAUUUAAUUGCUCAAGCUCACAAUGGUUCUGGUAAAACCACUUGCUUUACUCUUGGAAUGCUGUCUCGUGUUGAUCCGAAUCUAAAAGCUCCUCAAGCACUUUGCAUUUGUCCUACUAGAGAACUGGCUAUUCAGAAUUUGGAAGUGCUUAGGAAGAUGGGGAAGCAUACUGGGAUAACAUCAGAAUGUGCUAUUCCAAUGGAUAGUUCCAAUUAUAUUCCAAUUAAUAAACGGGCACCCGUUAUCGCUCAAGUAGUUAUUGGUACUCCUGGCACUAUUAAGAAGUGGAUGUCAGCAAAGAAAUUGGGUGUGAGUAAUGUGAAGAUUCUUGUGUUUGAUGAAGCUGAUCACAUGCUGGCUGAGGAUGGUUUUAAAGAUGACUCCUUGAGAAUAAUGAGGGAUAUUGAAAAGAUGAGUUCUCACUGCCAGGUUCUUCUGUUUUCUGCCACAUUUAGCGACACUGUGAAGAAUUUUGUCUCAAAGAUAGUCAAGAGAGAUCACAAUCAACUUUUUGUCAAGAAGGAAGAACUAUCUUUGGAGUCUGUGAAGCAAUACAAGGUGAAUGUUCCAGAUGAACUUUCCAAAGUUUUGGUGAUUAAAGAUAGAAUUUUAGAAUUUGGAGAGCGCCUAGGGCAGACUAUAAUAUUUGUACGCACAAGGAAUAGCGCAAGCAUGUUGCAUAAAGCACUUGUUGAGUUUGGUUAUGAUGUUACCACAAUUCAAGGUGCUCUCAAUCAAGCUGAACGAGACAAGAUAGUCAAAGAAUUUAAAGAUGGUUUGACUCAAGUGCUCAUUUCAACGGACCUCCUUGCCCGGGGUUUUGACCAACAACAGGUUAAUUUGGUCAUCAACUAUGAUCUUCCUGUAAAACACGACAACCGUGUGGAGCCUGAUUGUGAGGUUUACUUGCAUAGAAUUGGCAGAGCAGGACGUUUUGGCCGCAAGGGAGCCGUGUUCAACUUACUCUGUGGUGAUAUGGACCAAAUGAUAAUAUCCAAAAUCGAAAAUCAUUUUGACAGCAAAAUAGCAGAGGUUCCUGACUGGAGGAAUGAGGAAGACUUUAAAGCUGCUCUCCGAUCAGCCGGUUUAUUAUGAACGGAAACCCUUCUGUCAAAGCUAUCUUGGUGAAAUGCUAGAGAAGAGGAACAAACAGAUUGUGCUUAUAGUAUGCUGUAUACUCGACUAUUUGUGCCCGAUUCUGUUGGUUUGAUUUUGAUUUUUGUUACUUGCACCAUGUUUUAGUAAGUUGCUGUAUGAGUAUUUGAACGGAGGAAAAGGGCAUAGAGUCAUAUGUGGUCUCAAAUUGGAUGCGAAGUGGGGGUAUUAUGACGAUUAUAGUAUGUAAUUUAUGUUCUGAAACUAAAAUUUGUAAUUUGCCAGCGGAUUUUCUUGGUUCAAGUUAAUGAGAAAACAGGAUUUCCACUCGGUA